CCACGAGAUCAUGCCUAUCCCUUGAAAACUCUUUUUUACUAAUUAUCACCUUGAGUGGUCUCACUUCUCACUCUUGUAUAUAUCAGUUGCUGCUCGGACACAUUUAUCUGAAACCAGCCGCCGAUGGAUCGAGGGGUUGGUGGGAUAGGAAUGGGAGAUCCAGAAGAAGAGAGAGCAGUUGUUGAUGUGUUGAUGCUGCCGUGGCUUGCUCAUGGCCACCUUUCCCCCUUUCUUGAACUCGCCAAGAGGCUCUCCCAUAACAACAUCCUCCUCCACUUCUGCUCCACCCCUGUCAACCUCUCCUCCGUUAAGCAACAGCUCGACCAGUCCGCCUUCCCCAAUCUCCACACGACCAAGUACCUCCCCUCCCAUCUCAUGCCUGCCCUCAAGACCGCCUUCGACCUCUCUGAGCCUGCUUUUUCCCGAAUACUGGAGGAGUUGCGCCCCCAACUCCUCAUCUACGACUUCAUCCAGCCUUGGGCUCCUAGAGCUGCCAACAGGCUCAACAUCCCUGCCGUCCUGUUCCUCACCACGGGUGCUGCCGCCACCGCCUUCUUCUACCACCACCUCACGAAGCAGCCUGAUCAUGGACACAAGGUCCCCUUCUUCGACAUCCCUCUGUCCCAGGAUGACCACCACAACAUCAUCUGCACGCACAUGUUCAAGAGGGUGGCCAACGGUAUCUCCGACGCUGACCGCCUCCUGGAGUGCGUGCGCCUGUCAUCUGACUUCGUGGCCAUAAAGACCUUCACAGAGAUUGAAUCCAAGUACCUGGAUUCCUUGUCAUCCCUCAUCUCCAAGGAGCUGGUGCCCGUCGGCCCUCUUGUGCCCGACACCAUGGACGAGGGCCGUGAGUGCAGCAGGAGGCUCAUCCAAUGGCUCAACGACAAGGAGAGGUCUUCUGUACUGUUUGUUUCUUUUGGCACCGAGUACUUCAUGACGGAUGAGGAGAUUGAGGAGAUAGCCCAGGGUCUGGAACAGAGCAAGGUCAGCUUCAUAUGGGUGGUCAGGUUCCCUGAGCACGAGGGGGAAGGAAACUGCAGGGUGCAAGGGGGCGAUCAUAAACGAAAGAACGAGGCUUGUGCUGUUUUAGAGGGGAUUGGCAGUGAUGAUAGAGGACUGAUAGUAGAGGGCUGGGCACCGCAGAGAGAAAUUCUGAACCAUCCCAGCACUGGUGGGUUUCUGAGUCACUGCGGGUGGAGUUCUGUGAUGGAAGGGAUGAGGUUUGGUAUUCCCCUUGUAGCGAUGCCUCUGCAGCUGGAUCAGCCUCUCAAUGCCAAGCUGGUUGUAGAGCUUGGGGUUGGAGUGGAGAUCGAGGGCGAACUGUCGUUAGUGAAUAACAAUAAUGAUGAUGCAAGAGGUACGCCUGGGUUUCGGAGGAUGUUUAAGAGAGAGGAGAUCCUCAAAGGGAUACUACAAAUAUUUUCGAGUACUGAUCAAGGGAUGGGACUCAGAAAGAAGGCCAAGGAGAUGGCUGAGCUGAUGGGCUUCAAAAGGAAUCAGGAGAUCAGUUUUCUGGCUGAGAAACUGUCUCUACUCCGUAUGGGAGGAAAAGAGAGGGGGUGUUAGGGAUCUAAAUCUGCUAACUACUUAGUAGAACACAUCCUUUUCAUUAAACACAUGCAUAAUAUUGUGAAUCAUCCUCCUCCACAUGUAUUAUAAUGAAAAUAAUAACAGAUGAUGAAAAGCAUACGAUCCACACCAAGAAAUUAAAGCUUUCUAUUUUACUACUGUACCUGUUGAAAGUAAAAUUGAUUAACUACAUUGAGAAUUGGAAAGGUCAUUUAAUUAUCUGAGGAGUCAAAUGCAUGAAUAUGUUAGAUGCUGAAUGUGGCUGGAAAGUUUAAGAGACUUUGUUAAGAAGUCUAAGAGUCAUAGUAGUAGUACAUAUAUGUGUGUUUUGUAAG
Molecule: messenger RNA, 1907 nt
Organism: Asparagus officinalis (garden asparagus)
Lineage: Eukaryota; Viridiplantae; Streptophyta; Magnoliopsida; Asparagales; Asparagaceae
Product: flavanone 7-O-glucoside 2''-O-beta-L-rhamnosyltransferase-like
Molecular function (GO): UDP-glycosyltransferase activity
Source: RefSeq, a predicted model, not a curated record